This is a messenger RNA of Didymodactylos carnosus, 225 nucleotides long. NCBI's taxonomy places the organism in Eukaryota, Metazoa, Rotifera, Eurotatoria, Philodinida, Philodinidae. The record is from the annotation of a GenBank genome assembly.
GAUUGGGAAACGGCAUCAGAAUCCAGUGCAAAAAUGCGUAAUGGAAAUAAUUAUGAACGAAGUGGAAGUGGAGCUGGUUUAAACAAAGAACGAGAAAAUAUUACAUUAAUGAAUGAUAAACUAGGCAACGGUGGUCAUUAUCAAGGAGAUCGAACACCGCCAAGAAAAAGUUAUUCUAGUCAAAGGCCCAGUGCGCGACCGAUAUACAAAUAUACAAAUGCAUAA